GGAGCGGGCUUUCCCCCGACCGGCAUGGAGGACGUAGUGGCCAAGUACGUGUCCCAGAAAGUCAGCAAAACCCGCUGGCGGCCCGUACCUGCUACUGCUUUGCAGCCUCCCGAGGUCUUCGCCACUGGCUCGUGGGACAACGAGGAAAAUAAGAUUUCCAUUUGGUCUGUUGGAGACUUUGAAGGCUUGGACCCAAAUGAAGAAUAUCAUGGAGAACCACAUCAGCUAUGUGAUAUCCAGCACAGUGGAGAUGUUAUGGAUAUGCAGUUUUUGGAACAGGAGAGAAUUGUGGCUGCUUCAUCCACUGGAAGUGUGACCAUAUUCCAGCAUCAUCAAAGUAAUCAGACGCUCUCUAUUAGCCAGAAAUGGGAAAAUGCACAUUACUAUGGUUCAUCCUGUGUGAGUGCAUCAUGCACUGGGGUCAUCUGCAACAGCCCUGACAUUUUUACUGUUGGUGAAGAUGGCAGAAUAAAUAUGUUCACAGCUGAUCACAAGGAAGCUGUACGUACUGUAGACAAUGCUGAUAGCAGUACACUCCAUGCAGUGACUCGACUCCGCACAACAGAGAUCCUGACAGUCAAUUCCAUUGGUCAACUAAAAAUAUGGGAUUUCAGGCAGCAAGGAAAUGAGCCUUCACAAAUAUUUUCAUUGACAGGGGAAAGAAUACCACUACAUUGUGUUGAUAGGCAUCCCAAUCAACAGCACAUUGUAGCUACAGGUAGCCAAGAUGGAAUGUUAAGUAUUUGGGAUGUAAGACAAGGCAGCAUGCCAGUUUCUUUGCUAAAUGCUCACGAAGCAGAAUUGUGGGAAGUGCACUUUCAUCCUUCCAAUCCUGAUCAUCUGUUCACUUGUUCAGAGGAUGGUUCUCUGUGGCACUGGGAUGCUUCCAUUGAUGUGUCUGAAAGAAAAUCUUUUCUUCAUACAGGUGGGAGAAGUACGACAUUUCUGCCUCACAGUGCAGCUAAUCAAUCUGUAAUAAGUGCAUGGUUAAGCAAUGAUCCUACUAAAGACCGCAUGGAGAUUACAAAUUUAAUUUCAAAUCCAACAUUAUCUGUUAAUAGUUUAGAUAUUCUAGGAUCUUGUCUUGUAUAUGGAACAGAUGCAGAAUCUAUUUAUGUUAAGAAAAACCUCUUUGCAUAAGUUCAUUUCGCUAAAUAGGUUUAUUUCAUCAAAAAGGAUUCUUCAGUAUUUAGAAGAAUCAGGUGCUAAAUACUGGAAGCUGCACCAUUUUGUAGAGCUAUUAUUAAACUAGGGACAUAAUUUGGAAUGGCAUACAACUCAUGUUAUAGCUUUAUUCCUUUAACCAUGUAAUUCUCACAUAAACAAAUUGGCAUUUCAUUAUUGUUCAUAGGUUGGUUGCUCCUUUUUGUAGUAAGCUAUCUAAAGUUAAAAAAACACACAACAAAGGAUAGGGUGACUACUUUACCAAUUCUCCAGUAACUAUAAUAAAUGAAAUUGAAGUGCAGUUGUUGUAUCAACUUUGGUGGUGACAGGAAAAGCUUGCUUAUGGGAUUUUUUUUUGAUAAAAAUGCUGUAUGAUAGGUCUAAGAUACUUCUCAUUGAUGUUGGAAGAAAGUAUAAUGUUUGCAACGGAGAACAGGAACAGUCUCAUUGAGUAUAAAAUCCUGUAAAAUAUAUAUUGCAGUAAACCAUGAAAUGUAUUUAAGAG
Molecule: messenger RNA, 1669 nt
Organism: Elgaria multicarinata webbii
Lineage: Eukaryota; Metazoa; Chordata; Lepidosauria; Squamata; Anguidae
Gene: NUP43
Product: nucleoporin 43
Exons: 8
Coding region: 25-1140 (371 amino acids)
Cellular component (GO): nuclear pore outer ring
Molecular function (GO): protein binding
Source: RefSeq, a predicted model, not a curated record